Molecule: messenger RNA, 1455 nt
Organism: Hyaloscypha bicolor E
Lineage: Eukaryota; Fungi; Ascomycota; Leotiomycetes; Helotiales; Hyaloscyphaceae
Product: copper radical oxidase
Exons: 1
Molecular function (GO): protein binding
Source: RefSeq, a predicted model, not a curated record
GGUCAAUGGGGUCCCAAAAUCCCAGUACCACUCAUACCGGUCGCUGCCGCAGUCCUUCCACAGUCAGGUCGUAUCCUUAUGUUUGCUGCUGAUAAAGCAGACCAGAUGUAUGCAGAAGACAGCAGCAGCUACGAUAUCACGUUUUCGGCCAUCUAUGAUCCCUUCACGGGUUCUGUUGCCCCCGGGACAGUAACCAACCAUGGAAUGUUCUGUCCGGGCCUCUCACUCGAUUUUCAAGGACGACCCGUUGUCACCGGAGGAAUGACUGACAACAAAGUGAGCAUCUUUGACGACGAGAGUGACAGCUGGAUAUCUGCACAGAACAUGACAAUGGGCCGUGGAUACCACGCGCAGACAACGCUCUCAGAUGGCCGCAUAUUCACCAUUGGAGGCUCGUGGAACGGAGGUAUCGGGGGUGUCGACGUUGCAAGUAAGGGUGGAGAAGUCUUUGAUCCCAUUGGAAACGCUUGGACGGCAUUGCCAGACUGUCCAGUGGGACCGAUGUUGACAAAUGACUCCAGGGGCGAGUUCUUUGCCGACAAUCACGCCUGGCUCUUCGCCUGGAAAAACGAGUCCGUGUUUCAAGCAGGACCCUCGGCGAAUAUGAACUGGUAUGGCACGCGCGGCCUAGGUGAUCACCGCGCUGCCGGAGUCAGAGGUGCAGAUGAGGACUCCAUGAACGGGAAUGCCAUCAUGUACGACGCCACAAAGGGGAAAAUCUUGACACUCGGGGGUGCGCCAAGCUAUGCGCUCUCAUUUAGCACACGAGCAGCCCAUAUAAUUACCCUCUCUGAUCCUUUCGAAGAAGUCGAAGCCGAGGCGAUAGAUUCGAUGCACGAUCCGCGCGCCUAUGCCAAUAGUGUUGUUCUUCCGACUGGCGAUGUCUUCGUCAACGGUGGUGUUUCCUAUGCAAGGCAGUGGACCGAUGUGAACUCAUCGCUCACGCCGGAGCUCUGGAACCCAGUGACUCGAAGGUUCACUAAAAUGGUGAGAUCACCAACCCCACGAAAUUACCACAGUAUAGCCAUUCUGUUGCCUGACGCAACAGUCUUGACUGGAGGCGGUGGUCUUUGUUGGCGGAUCUGUGAAGAUACGUCGGCAAACCACUUGGACCUGCAGGUGUUCUAUCCGCCUUAUUUAUUCAAUUCCGAUAGGGGCUUGGCACAACGUCCUGUGAUCACAGGCACCUCGCCUUCUAUCAUUGAACUCGGGGCGAGUUUGUUCAUCUUUACUAAUGAGCCAGUCGCUAAGUUCGCGCUUAUCCGUUAUGGAUCAGUGACACAUUCAAUCAACACCGACCAACGUCGUAUCCAGCUUGACGCUGUUGCUCUGGAUAGGGGAGAAGGCAACCCAACCAAGGAAUGGAAAUCCCAAAUUGAGGUGCCCAGCGAUCCAGGAAUAGUGCCUCCAGGAUGGUGGAUGCUCUUUGCCAUCAAUGACCAAGGAGUGCCUUCG